UGCCUGAGCAGAACUGCGCUACUGAAAAAUGUAGUGGGGGCACAAGCGCUCAAUAUAGGUAUAUUUCAUCAGGAAGAGAUAUCACGUGUAGUUAUUCAUAUUUUAUUCUUAAACAAUAUCAUAUUUUUUUGUGACGGUCCAAAAGAUGUGUUGAAUGUAAUUUGGUCUAUCGAAACGUCUGUUUAAACUUUUGGCAUUAAUACCGAUUACUUUAUUCAUUAUAAGUAUUUUGUUCUUGCAACCAGGGUUAUAAACGGAAUACACCGGCUAUCAAAAUAAUAAUAGAUAAUUUUAUAAGCUACAUGUAUCGUAUUCAGGAACAUAAUAUAGAAUAUAUUAAUUCGUAUAAUAUUAAAUACCAUUUCUUUAAAUAUAUAAAAUGGUUAAUCUGAUUGCCAUCUAAUAGCAAAGGAAUAAAUAUUAUAAAUAUCCAUGAUUCACAGUUGAUUUAGUAACUACUUGUCCUAAGAAAAAGUUAUUGUAUGAUUUAUAUAUUUAUUAUAUAAAUGAUCACAGAGAAUUUAUGCAUUAAGUGUCAUGUCUUUGAGACUCUUUCUUCGAUUUCGGGUACUAAGCAGAAUGAAAUACAACAUAAAUCACACUGCGCUUCGAUACUUUCAUGGAGAACCCAACGAAGCUACACCUGGAGUCUCUGUAAUUCAAGUAAAGAGGACUCUAAAGUCAUUUAAUGUCAAUUUCUUAGAAGGACACGCAUGCAUCAUUACAGCUUGUCCUGUGUGUGAAACCGACAAAAAAAAAGAUUCUAAAGUGUAUAUAAAUAAGACAACAGGGUUUUUUAUGUGUGAAACUUGUAGGCAUUCUGGUCCUUGGAGCACAUUGGAAAAGUUCCUAUUACCAAAGAAAUCCAGUGAAAUUGUCCAAGAACUAAAGGCAUUUAAAGAAGUCUUGCAAGUAAAAGAAGACUUUACGAAAAAAUGGACAAAACUUAAGAAAACUUUGAAAUCAAUUACUGAAUUAUCCGACCAGAAUUACAAGGAUGUACUUAACAUUCAUAGGCUUCCAGAUGUCUCGAAAGAGUCAAUGGAUCAGUUAGAUUGUCUAUAUGACGUAUCAACAAACAAUGUAUAUUUUCCACUUAUAACGUCUUCCGGUAGUAUUGUAGGAUAUAAAUGCCUUUCCAAAGCUUCAAAAAAAGAGAAAACAGAACCAACUUCUGAUACCAGUGGCCUAAUAAUCUACAAACAAAGGAGUACUAAAUGUGAUGGUACGGCAGUAGUUGUUCCCACCAUACAAGAUCUACUUGUACUGAUUUCUCAUAGAUCCGCGAAUGUUGUGAUUUGCCUACCAUAUGGCUUGCAAACUAUACCACAAGAAAUCCUGCCAAGCUUAGAAACAUAUAAAAAGUUAAUACUGUGGUUUGGAAAUGAUGAGCCAAGCUGGGACACUGCAAGACAAUUCGCUAAGAAACUCGACGAACGAAGGUGCCACUUUGUACGACCGAUUAUUCAACAACCAAGCCCAAAAAUCGCAGCUACCAUGAAUUAUGAUCUCAAAGCCAUCCUCCAAAAGGCUACUCCAAUCUGGCACAAAAGUAUCACUACUUUUGAAAGUCUCAGGCAAGACGUGUUGAGCGAUUUGCAAAAUAUAGAUAAAGUUCAAGGAGUCAAAUGGAAAAGGUACCCGACAUUGAAUCGAAUCUUGAAGGGGCACAGAAGAGGAGAAUUCACAGUCCUUACUGGACCAACGGGUUCUGGAAAAACAACAUUCAUGAGCGAAUAUUCGCUCGACCUAGCAAUGCAAGGAGUGAAUACCUUGUGGGGUAGCUUCGAAAUUCGAAACGCACGUUUAGCACGAACAAUGUUACAACAGAUGGUGGGAUUGCCGUUGGAUAACAAUUUACAAAAUUUUGACACAUAUGCAGAUGCUUUUCAAGAGUUGCCAAUUUAUUUUAUGACAUUUCAUGGACAGCAAAGUGUCAAGAUCGUAAUGGAGGCUGUUGAACAUGCAACUUACGUUCACGAUAUUGCUCAUGUAAUAAUUGACAAUGUUCAAUUUAUGAUGGGGAUGUCCGAAGAAUCAAAACACAUUGACAGAUUUUGGAAGCAAGAUGGAAUAGUUGCAGCUUUUCGAACAUUCGCCACGAAGUACAACUGUCACGUUACGCUUGUCAUCCACCCAAGGAAGGAACGUGAUUCCGAGGAAUUGACGACGUCGUCAAUUUUUGGUGGAGCAAAGGCCAGUCAGGAGGCUGACAACAUCCUAAUAAUUCAAGACAAGCGGCUCACUAGUGUUAGAGGAAAAAAGUAUUUACAAGUCGCAAAAAAUCGUUACAGCGGAGAUCUGGGUAUAAUGACAAUGGACUUUGACAAAUCAAGUUUAAGUUACGCACCAAAAAAGAAAUCCAAAUCAGAAAGUGCCAAGGAUGCUGGUGACUCCAAAAAGGAGGAUCCAGAAAACGAAAGCAACUUAUCAAAUCAAAGAAAAAACCAAGAAAUAAAACAUCAAGAACAGUGAUAUGUAGUAAAAAUAUUUUUAAAAUUUUGUAAAAUACAAAAUAAACAAAAAAUACAAUUAUUCUUUAAUCCAUUGUA
This is a messenger RNA of Cephus cinctus (wheat stem sawfly), 2552 nucleotides long. RefSeq names its product twinkle protein, mitochondrial (gene mtDNA-helicase). Gene Ontology annotation, cellular component: mitochondrion. Gene Ontology annotation, biological process: mitochondrial DNA replication. The transcript is spliced from 6 exons. Lineage: Eukaryota; Metazoa; Arthropoda; Insecta; Hymenoptera; Cephidae. Gene Ontology annotation, molecular function: ATP binding; 5'-3' DNA helicase activity; single-stranded DNA binding. The record is from RefSeq and is a predicted model, not a curated record. The coding region runs from base 538 to 2475 and encodes 645 amino acids.